This is a messenger RNA of Rasamsonia emersonii CBS 393.64, 606 nucleotides long. RefSeq lists its product as uncharacterized. The annotation marks the transcript as partial. The transcript has a single exon. NCBI's taxonomy places the organism in Eukaryota, Fungi, Ascomycota, Eurotiomycetes, Eurotiales, Trichocomaceae. The record is from RefSeq and is a predicted model, not a curated record.
UUCGAGCGAUGGCAGAAGCUGGGAGAGCGCAUCGAGCUGCACGAGCAAUCGCAGCCACUCGAAUUCCAGCCGUUGGCCGUUCUCGACGCCGAACCCAGCAAUGAGAAAAACCCUUUCCCGUCGGUGUCAUACAUCAACGAAGCCGUCAGUGCGGCGAUGCAGAUGUUCGAUCUCGCGAGGUUGUUGCACAUUCUGGCCCGGCCAGAACGCAGCCACCAGGAACGGGCGGCCAGACUGGUGCGAAACGGGGAGAUAGCUGAGAUAUACGUCGUGCGGGUGAUUGCCAACAGCAUCACUAACCGAGGCGCAAUCAACUGGGCCAACGCCGUGCAAUUGCUUCACACGGCCGGGAUGGCGCUGGUCGGGUGGGUUCGGCGGAAGGCACUGCUGGGGUGCCUCGAAGACAUCCAGGCCGCAACGGGAUGGAACACGCGACACAACAUCGACGCCCUUCUCGACUGGUGGGGGUGGACGGCUCCUCUUCGACAGCGAGGCCAGACGUGGAGAGAAGUUUCCGAGGAAAUCGGACCUCGUCACAGGAUCGGGGAGUUUUUGUUGCGCAUUUUUGAGACGAAGGGUUUGAAAGAGAGCAACCUGGAGAUAUAA